Molecule: messenger RNA, 6130 nt
Organism: Alosa sapidissima (American shad)
Lineage: Eukaryota; Metazoa; Chordata; Actinopteri; Clupeiformes; Clupeidae
Gene: znrf2b
Product: zinc and ring finger 2b
Exons: 5
Coding region: 602-1270 (222 amino acids)
Source: RefSeq, a predicted model, not a curated record
CCUAGCUAGGCAGGGAGGCAGAGCUGUACGUCUCCUGUGGGCGAUCAAGGCAAAUUUGAAACUGUCCUCCCUUAGCCCACUUGUACUUCCUUCAUUUGAGCAGUUCUAUGUCAGUCGUCGGCUGAGAGGAAAGCGUGGAGAGCGUGGCUCUUCACUUUCACAAGACUGAGAGGAGGUAUGGCGGAGCGGACGUUAGUUAGAAAACAACAGCCAAAGCACAUGAAGCCAAAACAAGAAGGGAGGCGAGUGAAGCUUCACCAGCUGGAAGGCAGCAACUAGCGCGCACGGAAUUCUUUCAAAGUGACAGCCUUUUGAAUUCGUUUAGGAGGACAAAGUUUUUGCGUAGCAUUUUUUCCUUGUUUAUUUCUGUGUUGUACAGCUUUGGACCUGAUACUUUGUAGCUGUCUUUUUUCAUUUUGUGCUUGUCUCCUUGGCGUCGCCAGUGACAUUGAGUCCUUUCUGUUGUUGAUACUUUGUCACUUCAGUCAAAUUUCACUUGAAAGUGUUAUUUCUAAACACAACUCUUUCCCAGCCGUGUCACCGCUUGAGCCCUUUAAUAAUUAAAAAGUGAAUCUGUGGAGUUGGCUUGACGGCAGGAAGCAUGGGAGCCAAACAGAGCAGCCCUGCCGCUAACGGACGGAUGAGGGCUUACUCGGGAUCAGAUCUGCCAUCAAGCACAUCAACUAGUAACGGAAACAGUCGGACUGCAGCCAUGGGUAUGAGAUAUGCGUAUGGCGGCACGGCCCAUGGAGCUUCAGGUGCCAGUGCCACCUCGUCUCACCACAUCAGCUCCCGCACGCGCUCCGUUGGGGGCAGCGGAGGGGGGUCAGCGAUCCGACCCCAGUCUGGGAUCAACAUACCCAACAGCGGAGCAUACAGUUCGCAGGAGUCAGGCAGCAGCACGCCGGAGGAGAGUGGUGGAGACCGCGACAGGCCAGGUGCUGGACACGGGGCCCCCCGGUUGUUGAUUGGAUCGCUACCGGCUCACCUCUCGCCUCAUCUGUUUGGAGGCUUCAAGUGCCCCGUGUGCUCCAAGUUUGUCUCUUCAGAUGAGAUGGACCUGCACCUGGUCAUGUGUCUGACCAAGCCCAGGGUUACCUACAAUGAGGACGUGCUCAGUAAGGAUGCUGGAGAGUGUGCAAUCUGUCUGGAGGAGCUUGUGCAGGGGGACACCAUCGCCCGACUGCCCUGCCUCUGCAUCUACCACAAAGGCUGCAUAGACGAGUGGUUCGAAGUGAACCGCUCGUGUCCAGAGCACCCCUCUGACUGAGGAGCACAGGUCCAGUUCUUCCUGGUGUAGAAAGAGUGAUCUGCUCCUGUAACAGACAGCAAUGUGAAUCCCUUUCCCCUGGCCGACGGCCCUUUGAGACUGCUGGGCACUGUGAUCACAGCCGUUUAACUGGCCGAGGUGGAGUCCGACUCCACCCUCUAUUCCUCUCUUGUGUAGCAAACUCUCUCUAUCCGUCUCUCUCUCUCACACACUCUCUUUCUCUCUCGUCACUGUAAGAACAACCUUCCACCUUCCUCUGUGCCAAAAAAAUUCGUAUUUUCAGGGAAACAAACACACAUACCUGUCUAUGCUGUUGGACUCCUGCUCUCUCUCUCUCUCUCUCUCUCUCUCUCUCUAUCCUUUCUGAUAUAACGUCAUAGGGCCUGGUCAAACUCUGAUCAGAUUGGGCAUCUUAAUGUCUCACUCCCCACUGGAGUGACGUGAAACAUCUCUACUGCACAACAGCUAAUCUGAGAAGAGGACUCAACAAGUCCCCCAUUCACCAUGACAACCACCACCAUCACACCACAGAUCUGAUUUUGUUUUUGUUUUGAAGAGCCACCCUCAGCCGGUCAGAGGCGGGCCUAUCACUGACUUCACCUCAUAGACAGAGCCACUGUGAUUGGCUGCUCUGCCUCUCCCGCUGGACAGCAGAUCUGAGACUUCUCCCGCCUGAUUGUACACCAGGACUGUCACUCAAGAGUGUGGUGUUGAUGGGAAGGGGGUGAGUGGGGGGUGUGUGCAGCAGGGUUGAAGGAGUCGGGUGGGAGGUUUUUCUUCCUCGGUCUCCUCUUCCUCUUCCUCCUCCGCCUCCUCCUUGGUGACACCAGCUGUGUCUGCCAGUGCCUUCAUGUUGGCAUCCACAGGGCUUGAGCUGCUGCUGCUGCUGUGGGUGACCUCUAACCCUUGACCCCUAACCUAGGGCUGGGGUAACUCCUCUAGCGCUUGGGAGGCUGCAGCACAUGCUUGAGCCCAGCCUUUGAGUCAGCCUCUGUCCCACAUUUCCUCUGCGCAGAUGUCAGAGGAGACAGAGUCAUGGCUGAAUGUUAGCCGCCGUCCCCACAGGACUCACCCACCCAUCACAGCCCUCUCUCUCUCUCUCUCUCUCUUUCCUUCCCUUUCUCUGACAUGUGAAGAUUAAUAAGUGCCCCAUCUUCACUUUCACAAGUGAGUAGACAGAAGACAGAUGGUGCCAUCUCUUUCUCUCUCUCUCUCUAUUUCUCUUUUCUCCUGUCUUCCUCCAGCCCAAAAGUUCUCAUGGGAUCUGAACAGACUGUCUCUUAAAGAAAUGUGGGCCUAUGGAGCCCCUGUCCCCUCCACUCUUUCUUUUGCUCUCUUUCCAUAUCUGUUGGAUGGCAAAAUUGUGGUAUUGGAUUGCCUCUCUCUCUCUCUCUCUCUCUCUCUCUCUCUCUCUCUCUCUGUGUCUCUGGCAGGCUUCUCUCUUUCCAGUCACACACCCCUCUGACAUGAUUACCAGGAGUUAUGCAAUCACCUAGCGUGUGUGCGUGUGUGUUUGUUUUUAUAUAGAUAUAUAACAUUAAUUAUACCUAUCUGUUAUACAAGUCGAGCUGAUUUGGGCCUUAAUUCAACAUAGAAUUAUUGAUUUAAUCUCAGAAUCCUCCUUUAUGUUUUGUGUUACAAGGGUCUUAUUCGUGCUGAGCUGUGUGUUAUUUUUGUCCAUUUUAUUGAAACACAAAGUCUUGUAGUGAAUCAAAGGGUACCAUACUCAAUCAAGAAACAAACUGAGUAGUCAACCCAUCAAUCCAUAUACACACUGGUCACUUGCAGCACAAGUUCAGUGAUAUGUCUCUGCCAUUAAAAUGUGCUCAAAUUUAAAGCAAUGAUGAUGCAAUGAGCACUAUCCGACUUUAUUCAUGAUCAAUUGAUGUAAGGUCACCGUUAGGAGACACUGUGUUUGUGCCACGGUACACCAGGUUGCCAUUAUGCACACGCAGCUUGUGAGGCUAAUGAAUGUGGACGAUUCGCUUGAGUGGGUCGCAGAACGUGAUGGCCUCAGCUUCACCCGGGUUCAGUGACCGCAGUGACAUUAUCCAAGCAGUGGUUAAACAAACCGAAGAUAAGAAAAACAGAAGAUAAAGGGUUGCCUUUCUGCCUGAAGAUGUAAAGCAAGUGUCAGAAUGUAGAUUUUGUUUUGGAAGAAAUGGUUAAAUCAAUAAAUGAAUAAACAACUUAAUAAUUAUGUCACAGUUCAGACAGAACAUGUGUUUAUUAUGUGUUUAGUUCUGCGGGCAUUCCAGGAACUCUGAUUAAGUGAUAAACCCCCUAACAGAGGAAGGAAAACUCGUAGGGUUUUUCUUUUAGGAGCUUUACAGUUUAGCCUUGGUUACAUUCAUUUAGCUAAUGUGUUUAGUGGGUCAGCUGAGUCACCUUGUCCAAGUCACUAAAUCACGUGCUUGGGGAACCCCUCUGAAUCACACCGCCAGGAUUCAAUAAGGUCAUUGGAAUACACAUGUUCAUGCCCAGAUUAGUUAAGAGCCCUCCUCGUCUGUAACAUAAACAAAACAAAUGGAACGGAAAGAAACCACUAAACCUAAUACCCCACACACUAUCCCUACGUGAUGUGAAUUUGUGGUAGCAGGACCUAGUGUGCAUGGACAGAGUGUGUGUAUGUGUCAGCAGAAUGGCAUAGGUCAGCUCCCAGAGAAAGGUCACUUGCCUGCUGGCUUGGUCAGCCUGUCGGCCCAGUGGCCAAGUGCAAACGAUGGCCAGCUCUUUUAGGGUUUGGUUCAAGUUCUUGGUUGCUUGUAUAAAUUCAAAUUGAAGGUGACAAAACAAUGCUACAGGUUUUCCUUCAAGAGAGACACUGUAGCCUUUAUCCCCUACAGAGGCUCUAAACUACUUGUGUUCUCUGAUGUCAGGACAAGUAUACUGCCUUUUACGCAAUUAGCCACAGGUAGAGACAUGGCCGGUGCCCUGUCUGUCAGUCUGUGCUUUCCUUACCAUGUGACCUAUCCUGUCCUAAUGUGACCCAUCCUGUCCUAACAUGUGAGCUAUCCUGUCCUACCAUGUGACCUAUCCUGUCCUAACAAUUGUCUAGAUUUUUUUCUGACAACGGAAACCACAUAUUGGACCUUUGAAUACAAUGGAGUUGAGUUGAACUGUCAAUAGAAUGUAAAUUUGUCCUCUGCCAUGUUGUCACAAACUAAGCUGUGUCAUAUGUAAUGUCAGCUUUCAGUCCUGAAUUUCUCUCAUUUUGUGUGUCUGAACAUAAUUGACCAUGUCUACUUUGAUUAUUUUUCAUAAAUGUUUUGAAUAUGAUAUAAUGCAGCCCCUUUUCCUGCAAUUUAAUCAUAGGCAAAAGGGCUUGUGCAUUUCCUCCAAAAGGGUAUGACAGCUUUCUAAAGAUACGCUGCUAACAACCGUUGCAUUCAAGGGCAAACUAUGAAUGGUCCAACCAGCUACUGAGGAAAUCCAACAAGAGCUUUUAAUAGAAUGUGACACUCACAAUCAACCUGUGCUUGUAAUAAGAGGCAUGUUGUCAUUUGAUUGUUGUUCUUGAGAUUGUUAUUGAGUGUGUACAGUAUGUCCCUGGCUAGUAAUGCUCAUGUGGCUUAUUGCUGAUAAUCAGCUGAUCAAGUGGCUACUGCUGACGGGUGUAACCGACAGCCAUUUCAGCUUAGGCAAAGUAUUUUACAGCCCUUAGAUACAGAUAAUUAAUAAGAACAUUUUAUUGCCAAAAUAAAGUAGCUUUAAAAGCUGCAAAUAGGUUUCUCAAUGGAGAGAUGAGCCAGAGAACUGUGCAGAAAGAAGCACAAUCAGAGAUCUCCUUAAAUGAAUGUUCUCUUCUGUCACUUUUGAGUCCCCCUGGUGCUCAAUUAGGCCCAGAUUUACCAAAUAUGUGUGCCAAGUUUGAGAAGGAGUAACCAUUUAUGUCCAUUUGUUUGUCUUAAAUCUUACACUGUUGCUCCUUCAGACACAGUAUAAAAUGUAGUGGGCUUAAGGAGUAGCCUCAGUACUUGCAUGUAAAUCCUACCCACAAGUUUUAACGAAACUAUCUUAAAGCUAUUCUACAGGUACAGUAUACCCACUUCCAAUGGCAUCAGAUUAAAGGAUUCACAAAUCCUCCCUUACAGCAUCUUAUCUGAACCUGUCACCCCAACCUCCCUGCCGACACCCUAUUCCAUCCCACAUGGCCUACCCCUUGCCUGUACCCCAUUCCAUCCCACACAGCCUACCCCUCACCAGUACCCCAACCUCCCCUGUACCCCAUUCCAUCCCAUCCCAUGACCAGCAUACCCCAAUGGCCUUGUAAAGCUCAGAGUUCAGGUGAGAGCACCUUUGUGCUAGAUGUGAACUGAAUAUGCGACUGGAGUCAUAUUAAACCUUGCUUUUGUGUGUGUGUGUGUGUUAAUGACUGUUCCAUGUGUAUGUUUAUGCUCCCGCGGUUUGUCUGUGGAAGACUGUGCUGGAUCUGAGCCCAAAUUCAAUCCAGUUGGAUUGAUGACUAUCUACUAGUCCACCUGUUCAGUGCAGUUAUCAUUGCAAUUCCCCACAUAAUUUCAGGUGUGACGAUACUUGAUGUAGUCAAGCUUGUGAGACUGGAGCCAGGCCUAGCAGUGUUUCAGGCUAUGUUCAGGUGUGUUUUACUCAUGCAAAGACUCGGGUGUUAAGAGUGUGGUUUGUAAUGUACUGUAAGAGAGGUGGAUAUUAACAAAGUUUCUACUGGAUGCACAUACCCACCCCCACGGUACUCCAGAGACAUGCCAAGAUUAUCAUGAUUUGUCAGUUUGUUUGUUUGCUUGUUUAUUUUUUUAAUAUUCUGAUUUUUUGUCAUAACAUUCCAUUUGUGUAUAAAAUUAUGUACAGAUAUAUGAAAUUAAAAGAGCAAAAUCUUUUGAA